AUGGGUGAGCUGAAGUUUUUCCUCGGGUUGCAAGUGGAUCAAGAAGUGAAUGGCAAGUAUAUUCGUCAGACUAUGUACGUCCACGAGAUCCUCAAGCGGUUCAACAUGGAAGACACUAUGCCUUACGAAGCUCUGUUGCCAACCAAUCAUAAGCUGUCAGAUGAAAAGGACAAAGAUCCUGAAGUAGAUCCUUCAGUUUUUCGUGCAAUGAUUGGUUCUUUAAUGUAUCCUACUGCAUCUCGACCUGACAUAAUGUUUUCGCUGUGUUUAUGUGCUAGGAACCAAGCCACUCUGAGAGAAUCGCAUUUGAAAGCCGUCAAAUGGAUUUUUUGCUAUCUUAAAGGCAAACCAAGACUUGGAUUGUGGUAUCCAGUCGAGGGUGGCUUAGACUUGAUAGCAUAUGUGGAUGCGGAUUUUGGCGGGUGCCCGAUCAACAGGUGCGAUGGUAUGGGGAUGGUGUUGUGCCGGUUUACAGUGAAGAUGAUGGCGGCCGUGGUCAAUGAUAGCGGUGGUGUUGGUUGA
Helianthus annuus (common sunflower) is the source of this 522-nucleotide messenger RNA. RefSeq lists its product as uncharacterized. The transcript has 2 exons. NCBI's taxonomy places the organism in Eukaryota, Viridiplantae, Streptophyta, Magnoliopsida, Asterales, Asteraceae. Bases 1 to 522 code for a protein of 173 amino acids. The record is from RefSeq and is a predicted model, not a curated record.